Messenger RNA from Symphalangus syndactylus (siamang), 2184 nucleotides. It is a transcript of the gene KRTAP19-8, whose product is annotated as keratin associated protein 19-8. The record is from RefSeq and is a predicted model, not a curated record. Lineage: Eukaryota; Metazoa; Chordata; Mammalia; Primates; Hylobatidae.
UAAGAUGAGUGAGAUUUUUUUCAUGCAAUUGAAUCUAUGCCAUGAGAAGUCUACCCCACUAAUCACUGAGGAUGUAUAAAGGUCCCAGGGAAGCUGGUGAUAGUUGUACUCAGGAAACUUGCCCUUGACCUCCAAACACAUCUACAGUUGCUGAACCAUGAGCCACUACAGAAGCUAUUAUGGAGGCCUGGGCUAUGGCUAUGGAGGCUUUGGUGGCCGGGGCUAUGGCUAUGGCUGUGGCUGUGGCAGCUUCCGCAGGUUGGGCUAUGGCUGUGGCUACAGAGGCUAUGGAUUCAGCUCCUGCCGACCAUUAUACUACGGAGGAUAUGGAUUCUCUACCUUCUACUGAAGAGUGAACUCAUUCUUUGGAUCACUAGAAUCUGUCUAUCAUCCUGACUUAAUUCUCCUUUCAGGUCUUUUUACCCCCUCUGUCAAUUGUGCAGUCAUUUUCUUGAUAAACCAGACAAAGCAGCAAAGGGUGCCUUGUGAACUCUUCAAAGUCAAGACUCAAUUCUGGCAACAAACACAACAGAAUCAGUGGCAGCAGCAAGGGGAACCUGUAGAACGACCUAGAAUCCCACCUUUCAAGCUGUGAAUCCCUCUCUUCCCUUAUUAAUAUAUCAACAUGGCACCAACUCUUCUAUUUUAGUAAACUAAUUUUAAUAGUAGAGCAAAUUUAGUUUAUUUUUUUUUUUUCUGUUUUACUGUGGUAAGAACACUUAACAUGAGAUCCACCCUCCUAACAACUUUUUGAGUCAACCAUGCAUUAUUGUCGACUACAGGUACAAUACUGUAUAGCUAAUCUGUAAGGUCCGUUCACCUUGCCUGACUGAAACUUCAGCCUCUUUGUCAGUAACUCCCUAGUUCUCCUUUCACCCAGCCCCUGGUAACUGCCAUUCUACUCUUGGAUUCUACAAAUUUCACUCUUUUGGAUGCCUCAUGUAAAGUGGAAUUGGGCAGUUAUUUGUCUUUCUGUGGCUGGUAUAUCUCACUUGGUUUCAUUUCUAUUGAUUCGUUUCACAGAACCAGACCCAAGCUUCCAGGGUCUGUGUGUGUGCAUUCACCAUUGUAUAUUCUGUGGUCAUGACAAUACCUGGCAUGUAUAAGGCAGUCAAGAAUAUUUGUGGAUUAAGAAACUUGCUCAUCGGUGUUAUAAUAUAAAAUCAUUUUUAAUCUGUCCAGUAGUUUGGGGAUAAUUUGGGGUUAAUGGUGUUCUUUUAUAACUCUCCACCCUCUUCUCACCCCAUUUCCUCUUAUACACACACAUACUCACACACUCACACACUCUGAUCAAACAUCUCUUACCCUGGGUGGAAUUUAUUUUUGCCCCAGCAGCUGAUAAAAAACCUCAACAGUAGCACUCCAUAGGUACACCCUUACAGGGUCAGGCAGAAUGCCUUGCAUUUUGUCAAGACACAUAAAUGAAAACUUACUUGCUUUCAAGGCAAGCUACAGAUACUUGCCACAUAACUGGAAAAUGUGCACAUUUGGACUUCACCAUAAACAACCUAAUGUCUAUCAAUGGUAUAAUGGAAAAAUAAAUUGCAGUAUAGUCUUACAAUGGAAUAUUACACAGCAAUGACAAUGGCCAAACUAGAGCUAUAGGCAACAACAUGGCUGAACCUCAUGAUCAUAACGUGGAGUGAAAGAACCCAGGCAUAAAAGAAUAAAUACAGUAUGAGUCCAUUUAUUUAAGUUUUUAGGCAAGAAAAACGAGAUUACAGGGUUAGAAGUCAGGAUAGUUGUUACCUUUGGGAAGAUAGUAUUCAUGGGAAGGCUCGAGGGGGACUUCUGAGGUGCUGGCAAUUUUCCAUGUUUUGAUCUGGAAGUGGUUACAUGGAGGUUCUUUCUAAGUUAUUAAAUUUAUGUUGUAUGUAUUUUUCAGCAUGUUUGUUAUAUUUCAAUUUAAAGUGGUCUAAAAAUUGAUAAUAUUCCAUGACUUCAAAAAUGCCUUCUAGGAGCAGAUAGUUCAGAUAGUUCAAGUUUUUUUGAGGACCUACUUUGUAUUACAUGCUGGCUACGACAUACGGAAAUUUCAAAUGAAUAGUCCAUCGCUUUUGGUGUCAAGAAACUCAAAAUACAGCAGCCCAUAAUGGAGGCAUAGGUGGGGAAGGGAGGUCUUUGAAAAGGGAGUGGUGAGUUUCUAUUCCAGAAUUUAGGAGAAGAUUAGGAAAGUUUCUCCUA